CAGGCCAAUCUUUUUAUGGGUGAUACAUAUUUGUGGUCGUCCAGGUCUUUCAUCUUCUCUCUCACACACUACUUUUUUUUUCUCUCUCUCUCUCUCUCUCUCUCUCUCCUCAUUCAUUCCAUGUAGGUCUAUGGUGUCGCCAUAUCCGCAGCCUAUAUUGCUCAAAUCUUGAAGAACCCAACCAACCCACAAAUUUUUCCUGUCUAUUUAUUCUCCAUUCUUUUUGCCCUUUUAAAUGUUUGGGCAUUCUUGCUAAGCUUUUCUUCGAUAUAUCACUGAGCCCCAUCAUCCAUUUCUUCUUCCUUCCUUCUGCGUGCCUGCAUAUGCUUAUCAUCAACAGAUUACACCCAAUUAAUCUUACCAUGGAUAUUCCGACAAGAUAUGUAAUUAAUUAUUAAAUGGGGAAUAUCGCAACGGGGAGAGAUAUAGAAGAAGAACACCCUUCUCUAUUGCUUCUAAUUUCUCCCUCUGUUGUCUCAAUUAUUCUUGCUAGGCAAAUAAAUUAAGGGCUCAUCGGCAGUGUAAUUUUCCUCCUACAAUAUCUAUCUUCUUUCGUAUUUAUCUGGAAAAAAGACAAAGCAGCAGCAAUAAUGAAAGGAUUAUACAAAGGAGUCAAAUAUACACUGUCUCAAAUGUUUGUCAAGGAGCCUCAGCUGGAAAUUGGGUGUCCAACUGAUGUUAAGCAUGUGGCUCAUGUAGGGUGGGAUGGCCCCUCUGGGGGUAACCCGAGUUGGAUGAAUGAAUAUGAAACCGGCCCCGAAUUUGCACAAACAUCCGUCGGUAAUCCUACUUCGGGCCUUCCCACAUACUCGACGUCUCGAGAUUGUGGCGAGUCGAAGCAGGAGCAAUCAUCAUCGGAUAUGGCUGUAAGAUGUAAAGACAUACCCGAAUCAUCGGAAAUUCCUCCUACUAAGAAGAGGGCGAGGAGGAAGAAGUGCAAGCAAGGCUCAUGCUCGGAUACGGGCCCGGUGAGGCAGUCAAGAGCUGCAAAGCAAAAGGUCAAAUUCGCCGAAAAUAAUCCAGAGCCAAACAAUGUCGAAGUUGCAUAAAAAAUUAAUUAACUAUAAAGCUUAAUCACAAAAGCUACAUGCGAAUUCAAGAAAAUUUUAAUAACAAGAAAGGUAGCCAUUACUAAUAAAAUUCCACGCAUGUAGCUGCCUAAAGGAUCGAUCUUUAAUUUUUAUUUUUUUUUUCGAUCGCCAAACCCUUCUCAAUUCAUCGUAGUACACGACAAUGCAACGAAUACAAUCGAUUUUGAGUGUUCUUGAAAGGGAAGGGAAGGGAAGAAAAGAAAAUGGGAGCCUAAUGAUGCAAGGAAAAGGCAAGAAAAAAAUGUGUGUAAUAAUAUAGUUUUGGUUUCUUGAAUACAUUAUUUCCUUAAAUUAGGUCAUAUGAUGCCUUUGUAAUG
Molecule: messenger RNA, 1408 nt
Organism: Andrographis paniculata
Lineage: Eukaryota; Viridiplantae; Streptophyta; Magnoliopsida; Lamiales; Acanthaceae
Product: CRIB domain-containing protein RIC10-like
Exons: 5
Coding region: 591-1049 (152 amino acids)
Source: RefSeq, a predicted model, not a curated record